Messenger RNA from Asterias rubens (European starfish), 1439 nucleotides. Its product is annotated as monocarboxylate transporter 12-like. The coding region runs from base 31 to 1308 and encodes 425 amino acids. The transcript is spliced from 4 exons. Gene Ontology annotation, molecular function: monocarboxylic acid transmembrane transporter activity. Gene Ontology annotation, biological process: transmembrane transport. NCBI's taxonomy places the organism in Eukaryota, Metazoa, Echinodermata, Asteroidea, Forcipulatida, Asteriidae. The record is from RefSeq and is a predicted model, not a curated record.
AUGCGACACUGACACUGAUUUACUAAAGACAUGGCAACAAAAAGACAAGCUGAAGAUUUAGCCAUUGAUGGCGGUCUUUCUGGCUGGAUUGCAGUCUUUACCAGAUGGAUGUCCCUUUUUCUCUGGGUAGUUCUUUUUAAAGGACUAGGGAUAAUGCUACCUUCAUUGCAACAAGAGUUUGUAACCUCUACAACGCUAUUGGGUUGGAUUAUAACAAUGGUGGGCACAACUAUGGGAUUGGCAGCCCCAAUUGCAGGGUUGAUUGGCAGAAGUUUUGGGUUUGGUGUUACCAUCAUGAUAUGUGGAGUAAUGGUCGGUGUUGCAGGCGUGGCUGGGUCAUUUGUAACAGGUGUCGGCCAGCUAGCUGUUGUGUGGCUACUACUGGCAGGUCCUGGAGUUGGAAUAGCACAUUGUCUUUCUACGGCGGCUAUUGGCAGAAAGUUUACUAAGAAGUUAGCAACAGCCGUCGGAAUUUCGAAGUCGGGUUCGUCCAUCGCCCUUCUGGUAAUUGCGCCCCUUACCCAACUGAUACUGGAAACAUACGGCUGGAGGGGAACAAUGUUGCUAAUCGGAGGUUUGUCGUUUCAUCUCGCCGUGUGUGGCGCCCUGAUUAUAGCUACAGAUACACGUCAAACUGAUGACUAUCACGUGAUACGACAGGAUAAAAUUAAACCCGAUGAUGGAAGUUCCCAUCGAUGUAGCUCAUGUUGCAAGUUAGUCUUCCAAAGCUUAGAUUUGAAACUUCUCGCCAAUCCGCUUUUCUGGGCUGCUUCGGUUAUUUCCUGUAGCAGUUACGCAAGUUUUGACUUGUGGGCAAUAUUCUUUGUAUCGAUGGCUCAGUCGAAAGGAAUUUCCCCUGGAGAUGCCGCUAUCAUUGUCACCAUUGCAGGUGUUAGUAAUUUAUUAAGCAAAUUCGUCCAAGGUUUUGUUGUUAGUCGACUAACAUUGUCUUACUGGGGUCAGUUGUGUAUAACUUACUGCAUACAAGCUACGAUAUUCUACGCAACUCCAUGGUUAAACUCGUUUUGGCUUUUGGCGGUGUCAUCUUUUGUGCAGUUCUUUUUCUCCGGACUAAAUUCUGUCAUCACAGAACUGUUUUUUAAGCAAAUCAUGGGAGCUGAUUUGCUGGUUGGUUUAUAUGGAUGGCUCGGUCUUAUAAUAUCACUAGUCUACUUCAGCACUGGUUUCCUUCCAGGUUUGAUAUUCGACUUGAGCGGAAACUACGAUGGAGCAUUUAUCUUCAUUGGUAUCCUGCUAUCAAUUCCUUUGAUUCCAUUGUUUAUCAUAAGAUGUAAGAAUGUCGUGUAAAGAGAAUCGUGAAAUAAUGUGCCACCAGUGUGUUAGACUCGGUUCCAAAGUGAUCUUGGUUUAAAGGCAGUGGACACUAUUGGUAAUUACUCAAAAUAAUUAUUGCCAUAAAACCUUACUUGGUGACGAGU